This is a messenger RNA of Acyrthosiphon pisum (pea aphid), 2051 nucleotides long. Its product is annotated as UDP-glucuronosyltransferase 2C1. The record is from RefSeq and is a predicted model, not a curated record. The coding region runs from base 477 to 2051 and encodes 524 amino acids. Gene Ontology annotation, molecular function: UDP-glycosyltransferase activity. Lineage: Eukaryota; Metazoa; Arthropoda; Insecta; Hemiptera; Aphididae. The transcript has 5 exons.
AAUGCAUUGAAAUAAUUUUAAAUGGACAUACAAGCACUAUUCGUCUAAUCCUGGAGGCUGGAGAUUUCAUUUAAACGUUUUUAAUUUGUUUAGUGUUGUAUCUAUAUGUCAUAAAUCAUAAUAGCAUACCAGCUGUGUGGCUGCAUACGUCGUACAGACGCACAGUUCAACAGUUGUGUAAAAAAAUAAAUCCAUAAAAGAUCAAACAAGUUCGAAAGUGUGAUACAAAAUUUAAAUAAUUUAGAUUUAACGCCAUGACUGUUCUAGGUUGCCUACCAUGAUCCACAAAUCACAGUAUUGCAGUAGUACUACCGUCUACCUAUAUAGAUUAAAGAUUUACUUUAGUAAUUAGUAAAUCGAAAUCAUUCUUGUCGAGUGCAAUUCCUAUUUUUUAAAUUCUACCGACGGCAUUUGGCAGUCCGCACUCCUCAGUCGGCACUAGGCACUCGUCGGUGGUGUAGUACUUGCUAUUUAAAAUGAAGUAUUUUUUCUUUGUACUUUUACUACUUAUGUAUGUUAGUCACUGUUCAUCAGCUAAUAUAUUAGCAUUUUUGCCUACAUUUGCUAGAAGUCACUAUGGCGGAUUUCAACCAUUGUUGAAGGAACUUGCUGUAAGGGGUCAUAAUGUUACAGUCUUAUCGCAUUUUGCUCUUAAAAAUCCACCACCAAAUUAUCACCAUAUUGAUGUUUCAAAAGAAAGACAGAAUGACAAUAAUUUUAGCAUAUUAUCUAUUGCACCAUACUUAAAGCCAUUGGUUAUUCCUAUUGGCACUUUGUUUUUUGGGAGUCAAAUAACAUUAGAAACAUUGAAUAAUACAAAAGUUAAAGAAUUUAUUCAUUCAGAUGGCUAUCAGUUUGAUGUUGUAAUUUUUGAAAACUUCCAACAUGAAUGCUUUGUAUCAAUGAGCCAUAAAUUUAGUGCUCACGCUAUCCAAUUAUUCCCAGCUACACCAAUCGCUUUUACCUCACAAUGGUAUAGUCAACCUUUUAAUCCUUCUUACAUUCCAGAUCCUAAUUCUGGAUACAAAGAUCAAAUGUCCUUAUUUGAGCGAACUAUAAAUUUCCUUGUAACGUGUCUCCAAUUUUUUUUGUUUCCAAUAUUUUACAUGCCCAAACAAAAUGAAAUCAUGUUGAAUUAUUUUAAUUAUACUGGUUCAGAAUUUAGACCAUCGUUGGAAGAAAUGACGAAAAACAUUUCAUUAACACUAAUUAACACACACUUUACUUUAGGAACAGCCAGGCCUCUUGUUCCAAGUUUUAUAGAAGUUGCUGGAAUGCAUUUAAAGCCUGCUUCAAAAUUACCCAAAGACUUACAAGAGCUUAUGGACAACUCACCAGAUGGAGUUGUAUAUUUUAGUUUUGGGUCAGUUGUCAAAGGCAGUCAUUUGCCCAAGCACCAAGUAGAAAUGUUCUUGCGUCAACUAGGCCAAAUUAAGCAAAAGGUCUUAUGGAAAUGGGAAUCAGAUGAUUUACCAGAAUUGCCACCAAAUGUAGUAGUUAACAAAUGGUUCCCACAAGUCGACAUUCUUGGGCACCCUAAUUGUGUGCUUUUUAUUACUCAUGGAGGUAUACAUAGUAUAGAAGAGGCAGUGUACUAUGGAGUUCCGAUGUUGGCCAUAUCUAUUUUUGGAGAUCAACUGUAUAACUCGAUAAUGAUGGAAUCUAGAGGAGCUGCUAUACGCUUAAAAUAUUCAGAACUUAAUGAAAAUCGUUUUAGCGAUAAUUUACACGAUAUGCUUAGUAAUAUAUCGUACAAACAAAAUGCAAUAAAGUUAUCUAAAAUAUUUCAUGACCAACCAAUGAAACCAUUGGACAAAGCAGUUUACUGGAUUGAAUAUGUUAUACGCCAUAAUGGUGCACAUCAUCUGAAAACGGCUGGAAACCAACUUAAUUGGAUCCAGUAUUUAUCAAUUGAUGUAAUGCUUGUGCUCUUAUCAACUAUGUUUUUAAUUUUAAUUAUUUCAUUUUAUACCAUGAAAAAAAUGUACAAAUGGUUCAUUAGGUACCGUAAACACCAUACAGAAACUAAUGAUGAUAAAAAAGAGAAUUAA